GGUCCCCACCUCGCCCCCCGGGCCCCGCCGCCCCGACCCCGGAGUCCCGGCAGCCCCGGCAGCCCCGAGCCCCGGCAGCUCCGGCAGCCCCGCCGCGCCAUGGCGCGCGCCCGCAGCCGAGCGCCGCUGAGCGCCGGUGCGCCCGGCCGCGGCUGAGCCCCGCGCGCCCGGCAUGCCCGGCCCGGCCCGCCGCCCGCCACCCCGGCCCCGGCCCCGGCCCCGCGGCCACGCGUAGCCAGCGAGCGGGUCAAGGUCACCGCCCGACGCGCGCCAUGGAGGCCGCGGGCCGGCCCCGGCGCUCGCGCGCGCAGCGAGACCGCGAACGGCGCCGCGAGGCCGCCCGCGCGCACAGCCCGUCGUCGGGCGACGAGCCGGAGCCGGGCCGCGGCAAGGAGAACGCCGCCGCCCCCGCGCGCCCUCCGCGCCGCCGCCGCCGCGAGUCGAGCUCGCAGGAGGAGGAGGUCAUCGACGGCUUCGCCAUCGCCAGCUUCAGCACGCUGGAGGCCCUGGAGAAGGACAUGGCACUGAAACCCCAUGAGCGGAAGCAGAAGUGGGAUCGUCGCCAUGUCAAGAAGCCGCGGGAGCUGGAGAAUGGCCCAUCUGCUGAGCCCAGUGAGAAUCAGCAGCCGCCGCAGGGGAGCAGCCCUGAGCAGUCUGUGGAGCCUGCCUGUGAGGGGGCAUCCAGGAAGGCCCCACUGCAGCCCUCCAAGCAGGUGAAGGCGGCCUUAUCCAGAGGGGGUGACCAGAACAGCGAUGGCGACAGCGUCCUCGAAGCCACCAGCUCCCAGCGCAGCAGCUCUCGGGAGCAGCUCAGUGAUAGCUCGGUGCAGGCUGUCUCCAGCAGAGGCUACUCUUGUGACAGCGAGAGUGGCGUAGACGACAAGGCGUCUGUGGGCUCUGAGAAGCUCUUUGCACCUGCAGCCAAGAAAGGGCCCGGGCGAGGCAAGAAUUCGGAGGCCCCCAAGGUGUCUGGCCUGGAGCGCAGCCGUGAGCUUCGCACGGAGCCCUUCCCGCCAGCGGCCAGCCCCUUGCCCACCGCUGCGCCGGCUGGACGCCCCCCGGUGAAGAGGGAAGCACCCGCCACACCCCUGCACGCCGCACCACCGCCCCACAGCCUGCCCCCGACACACGUGCCUCCGUCUCUGGGCGCCUCGGCUCCCAGCAGCCUGCACGGCCUCAGCAGGAGCAGCGGUGCGGGCGGCGCCGCCCUGGGCCUGGCAAAGCACGCGGCGCUGUCGCCCCUCGGGUCGGGCCCCCACCUGUCUACCUCACACCUGGCGCUCCGGGCGCAGGCGCAGCACCAGCACCACGCCGCCUUGUUCGCCCCGCCCCCGACGCUGCCCCCGCCCCCGGCACUGCCCGCCAGCGGCCUGGUGGUCCCCGGAGCACCUGCCGAUGCCAGCCUGGUGGUCUCGCUCCGCCCGCCCUCCGUGUACUGCCAGCCACACGCGGGGAUUCUGAUCGACCACGAGCUGCUCAGGCAAGAGCUGAACACGCGGUUCCUGGUGCAGAGUGCCGAGCGGCCCAGCUUUGCCCUGGGCCCGGCAGGCCUGCUGCGGGCCGAGUUCCAUCAGCACCAGCACACGCAUCAGCACACGCACCAGCACACGCACCAGCACACAUUCGCCCCCUUCCCGGCAGGGCUGUCCCCGACACCACCUGCACCCCCGCAGUUUGACAAGCAUGUGGCCAAGCUGGAUGGCUCCUACUCGCGACAUUCCACUCUCUUCCCACCCUUCCUGCCUGCUGUCCCCGGGCUGCCUGCCCUGCUCCCACAGCCCGGCCCCUUUGGGUCUCUGCAGGGGGCUUUCCAACCCAAGACUUCGAACCCAGCUGAAGUGACAGGCAGGGCCAGCACUGUCCAUGCCCUCCUACAGAAGGUCCCUGGGGUGCCUGACUCAUUCCGGACAGCAGUCAGGAAGCCAGGGAAGUGGUGUGCGGUCCAUGUGCAGCUGGCCUGGCAGAUCUACCACCACCAGCAGAAGAACAAGCAGGUGCAGCUGGACCCACACAAGCUGGACGUGGGCUCGAAGCUGGAGCUGCUGAGCAGAGCCCCUGGUGCGAGCGUGUGUGUGGGGCUGCACUACACCCAGGACCUGGCCCGGCCCCUACUCUCCAGCACAGGUGUCGCCCACCCUGCCACCACCCCCUUUGGAGCCACCACCCGUCACAGCAGCUUUCUGCCCCCUGCUCACCUGACAGCAGACCCCUUCAGCAGAUCCAGCACCUUCGGGGGCCUAGGCAGCCUGGGCAGCCACGCCUUUGGGGGCCUGGGCAGCCAUGCACUGACUCCAGGCAACAGCAUCCUGGCCCCCAAGGAGGGCUCCUCACUACAUGGCCUGCCCAGCCCCCAGGAGGCUUGGAACCGGCUGCAGCGGGCACCAGCCUCGUUCCCCACACCACCCCCGUGGCCCAAGCCCGGGGAGACUCUGCCCAGCCAGCCGGACAGAAUCAGGGAGGAGCGGGAUCUCCUGGAGAAGACGCGCCUGCUGAGCCGCGCCUCCCCUGCGGCCCCAAGCAGCCUCCCAGUCACCAACCUCCUGCUGCAUCCCGGGGUCCUCAUGGAGCAGGAGGCUGAGCGCCGGGUCAAAGAGAGCCGCUCCCCAGCCAAGGAGGACUGUGCCCAACUGGCAGCGCACGCACCCUCGCCCACAGCCUGCACCAGGGGCGCCACCCUGGGCAACGUGAGGGUCAAAGAGGAGCAUGGGGAGGAUGAGCCGGUGUCCGAAUCUGCAGGCAGCGGCCUGCACCCCACCAAGGAGCACCCACACGCGCUGUCCACGCCCCUGCAGCUGGGCCUGGGCCGCGAGCGCCUGAGUGCACCAAGCUUCACGUGGGAGCUGCUGGGCCCCACCUCCCGCGGCCUGGAGCUUCCCCGGGCUCCCGGUCCCUCCAUACACUCGGAGCCCGCAGAGCGCCGCUUCCACGACCGUGAGCCGCUUGACUACGACCCCGUUAGCGGCGAGGAGCCAGAACACGCACGGGCCUCGCACCUGCUGCCCGCGGCUUCAGGGGUGGACGCCGUUGCACGGGGCAGCCUGCACUACCCACGGCUCAGGCCCGCGGCCGGCGCACUGCACAACGGGCUUCUGGCGCGGACCCCACCAGCAGCUGCCUCGGUGGGCGCGCCGCCCCCGCUGGUGGCCGCGCCCACACCCCCUGCGCGCAGCCGGCCUGCACCCCUCGGCGUGGGGCCCACGGAGACGCGCGACUACUCCCCGGCCCGCGGCGCGCAGGAGGUGGAGGCGCGGUAGUGGCGGCCCCCCGGCCCGGAGGCGGCGCGGGCCCUGCCGCAGACUGAAGGCCAAUAGAGCCCAAGCACAGCUCCAGCCAGUCCGCCCAGCCUGCCGAGUCGGGUUUGGCACAGCGUUCUCCAGGGUGGGUGUCGUUUUCCGAGGUUCAGAUUAGGCUCUUGUGGGGGACUGGGGAGAGAAAAAGCCAACCUACAAUUUGUACCUUUUCCCCACAGGUGAAAAGCAUUUUUAAUGGAUUUGUAUUUUUCUUAAUUUUAUGCUCUUUAAGCAUUUAAAAGACCAACAACAAAAAGAACUUUUGCUUGGUAAUUUUCAGUUGGGAUUUGCAGUUUACUGGGCUCAGCUCUCCCAGAGCCUGGGGACGCUUUGUCUUAUUUAUGGAGGAAAAACGGUCAUUCUAUCCAAUGCACUGUGAGGCUCCCGCUCAGGCUCACCCCCCCACACUUGGUACUUGGACUCCAAGUUACAGAUAUAUAUUAAAAUGAUGAUUAAUAAUAACUCACAA
This is a messenger RNA of Ochotona princeps (American pika), 3759 nucleotides long. RefSeq names its product fibrosin like 1 (gene FBRSL1). The record is from RefSeq and is a predicted model, not a curated record. Bases 273 to 3254 code for a protein of 993 amino acids. NCBI's taxonomy places the organism in Eukaryota, Metazoa, Chordata, Mammalia, Lagomorpha, Ochotonidae. The transcript has 20 exons.